Molecule: messenger RNA, 516 nt
Organism: Darwinula stevensoni
Lineage: Eukaryota; Metazoa; Arthropoda; Ostracoda; Podocopida; Darwinulidae
Source: the annotation of a GenBank genome assembly
CUACAGAGGCCGACGCAGACGUGCUGGGUGGCGUACCAGGCGACACAGCCGAAACUCGCUGGUAUCAUCGCCAGUCGGGAUAUGGUCAUCCUCUUCAUCAAUCGCUACGUCAACGGCUCCCACUUCGUUUCCACGAGCAGCACGGAGUGGCCGGGGAUGGAGCCGAGGGAGGACAGAGUGAGGGCGACGAUGCACCAAGGAGGCGGAAUGUCGCUAUCGCCGGACCCGGCGAGGAACCGGACCAGGCUGCGCUGGGUCAGCACCAUCGACUUCAACAUCCCCCUCCUCACGAAGAUCGUCUCGCCGUCGAUCCUCAAGAUGAUCUACGUGGAGGGAGUCCGGAACUACAUCACGGACAUGAGGAAUAACCUAAUCGCCAGGCGCGAAAUUCUCGCCCCGCGAGACUGAAGUUCGGAUGUGAAAUUCUGAGAAAUGCCAUUUUCUGCUGGGGUGGACUUUUGGGGGGGAAAUUUUGUUGCUUCGUCGGAGGCAAACCAUAGGAGUGGUUCAUGCAGU